AUGACUGUUUCAGCUAAAGGACAUGUUGGGAUUGAGUAUAUGCCCGACUAUGAUCAAUACCUAGCCCGCGUCAAGCGCCGGGAAGAAACAGAGAAGCUCGAGCAGCACCUUCCCAAGGGGUUUCCAUCCCGUCUAUCUGGCGAUCUUGUUUGGGGAGGCAAGGAUUUGGUGGAUCAUUACAACUGGAAUUAUUCCCUGACUGCCGAGGAUCUGGGUGAGAUCGAGCAAGCUCUUCAACACUUUAAAGCACUCGGGAAGCCGAUGGGCGAGCUCACACCAGAGACUUUCCCAUUGCCCAAGUUGAAUGCUGUGUUGCGCGAAAUUUCUAACGAAGUUCACAACGGUCACGGGUUCAAAAUCGUUCGUGGUCUUCCUGUGGACUCAUACACCCGUGAGGACACCGUCAUUAUAUAUGCCGGCCUUUCAUCCCACGUGGCGCCGAUUCGUGGUCGCCAGGACAACAAAUGGCAAGGAAGACCAGCUGAUGUUCUUGUUGCUCAUGUCAAGGACCUGAGUCGCUCUUGCAGGUCUGAGGACAUACCCGGACCAGUGGUAACUGCUGAGCAGCAGGUUUUUCACACCGACUCUGGUGAUGUGAUUGCUUUGUUGUGCCUGGGCGAAAGUGAAUCGGGCGGAGAGAGCUACCUUGCCAGUACCUGCCAUGUCUAUAAUACCCUCGCAGAGACGCGUCCGGAUCUGAUCAAAACUCUCUCCGAACCUUGGCCAUUUGAUGACUUUGCCCCGACUGGUGAUCAGUACAAGCUGCGGCCGCUACUGUACUACCAGCCCGCUACCGAUUCCGAACCGGAGCGACUUAUCAUUCAAUACUCGCGGAGAAACCUAACUGGUUACUGGGAUUGCAAGCGGUCGGCCAACAUCCCACCAUUGAGCGAUGCGCAGGCAGAGGCUCUCGAUGCCAUCCAUUUCACCGCCGAGAAACACGCUAUUUCGCUGGACUUCCACAAAGGCGACAUUCAGUUUGUGAAUAAUUUGAGCAUUUUACACGCGAGAGGAGCAUUUACCGACUCAAUAAAGAAGCAACGCCACCUCCUCCGACUUUGGCUGCGCGAUCCCGAGUAUGAAUGGACGAAGCCCAAGGACCUACAGGAGCGAUUCGAUCGGGUUUAUGCGGGUGUGACGGUUGACAAUUCGGUGUUCCCGCUAGAAGCCACCAUUCGCAGUAGAAAUGUGGCUACUUGA
Messenger RNA from Aspergillus pseudotamarii, 1200 nucleotides. RefSeq names its product TauD/TfdA family dioxygenase. The coding region runs from base 1 to 1200 and encodes 399 amino acids. Gene Ontology annotation, molecular function: oxidoreductase activity. The transcript has 4 exons. Lineage: Eukaryota; Fungi; Ascomycota; Eurotiomycetes; Eurotiales; Aspergillaceae. The record is from RefSeq and is a predicted model, not a curated record.